Messenger RNA from Penicillium concentricum, 648 nucleotides. Its product is annotated as GNAT family N-acetyltransferase. The record is from RefSeq and is a predicted model, not a curated record. Bases 1 to 648 code for a protein of 215 amino acids. NCBI's taxonomy places the organism in Eukaryota, Fungi, Ascomycota, Eurotiomycetes, Eurotiales, Aspergillaceae. The transcript has a single exon. Gene Ontology annotation, molecular function: acyltransferase activity, transferring groups other than amino-acyl groups.
AUGGCCACAAAGGAGGAAUUUGUAACUGUGAAGGCAUUCUUGCCCACAGUCCCGCUUCCCGCAAAUAGCGAGCGACCAGCAAUAACAACGGAUCGCUUACUCCUCCGCGCCCUCCAACCAACCGACUUAGAAGCGUUACACAUCCUGCGCACACAAGAAGAAGUCAUGAAAUGGACGAGUGCUAGGUGCAUCGACGAAAGCAUUGAGAAGACCAAAUCCAAACUGGAUCCGUUCCUACCACCAAACGAUCUUAUCACCGCCAAUUUCGCCAUCUGCCUGAAGGAAACGGGCGAGUUUAUCGGUAUUGGUGGCUGCCAUCUUUAUCCUGGAAGACAUGGGUGGCCUGAAGCUGGAUAUAUGCUUCGGACGGACGCUUGGGGAAAAGGCUUCGCGACGGAGUUCUUGACGGCCUGGCUCCGGUUUUGGUCAGAAUUACCUCGAUCAGAGCGGGAGGUCAGUGUUGAUAAAGAAAUGGUCAUUGGAGAAGGUGUAGUGGAUGGACACCUUAUCGCUAUCACAGAAGCAAGCAAUAGUGGAAGUCAGAAGGUACUGGUGAAAUGCGGGUUUGAGCGAUUCCGCGAGUUUACCGAGGUGGAUGGUACCGAGACUGUGAAGCUCGUUGCUUUCCGUUUCCUUUCAAAGCGAUAG